AUGGUCGUGGAUGUGGACAUGGACGUGGUCGUGGUCGUGGACGUGGACGUGGACGUGGUCGUGGACGUGGACGUGGACGUGGUCGUGGACGUGGACGUGGAAGUGGUCAUAGACGUGUUCAUGGACGUGGACAUGGUUGUGGACGUGGACGUGGACGUGGUCUGGGACGUGGACGUGGACGUGGACCUGGACGUGGGCCUGGACGUGGACGUGGAUGUGUCCGGCAAGAGCGUUGCAAUGCUCUUGCCGGACAUCCGAGAGCGUUGCACCGCACUUGCCGAUCACCAUGGAGCACACCUUGGAGUGUUGCAAUGCUCUUGGCAAACACCCUGGAUCAUUGCAAUGCUCUUGCCGGACACCGAGGAGCGUUGCAGUGCUCUUGCCAGACACCUCGCAGCGUUGUAG
Messenger RNA from Closterium sp. NIES-65, 405 nucleotides. NCBI's taxonomy places the organism in Eukaryota, Viridiplantae, Streptophyta, Zygnematophyceae, Desmidiales, Closteriaceae. The record is from the annotation of a GenBank genome assembly.